ACGAUAGUAGGCCGAGAGUCGCAGCAGCGCACAGUCGUACGAGUGCGACGAAGACGGGGAUCUCUCGCUGACUCUUGUGGUGGGCAUGGUGCCGUAGUGGUGGUGCAUUAUACACACAUAUAUACCGAAAAACGACACAUAUACCGAACGCGCGUGCUGCUGCUGUGCCAGUCCGACACAGCAAACUGUGUUUGGGAAUCUAUUUGACGGCUAUCGAAUUCGUGUUUUUUUUAUUUGCGCGCGCCACAGUGUGUGCGUGCUCGUACGAGUUCGGACUCCCUAUGCAUCAACUGUGCAUGGUUACUAUCUGUACGUAUAGGUAACGCGAGCCUAGAGAAGGAUAGAGAGAGAGACGGAGAACGAGAGUGAGUGCAAGAUAGAGAAGAGAGAACGUUUCGACGUAAAGGGACAAAAAAAGAGAGAGAGAGAUAGAGUGACCGAGAGAGAAGCAAGAAAAAAACAAGCAAAACACAAACAAAACAAAACCAUGUCCAUUGUCGAUCCCAUGAAUCAGCGACACAUUGCGAUAAAUCACUGCUGCUGAUAACGAAAAAAAAAAAAGGUCGAUCGCUCCGGAUAAACAAACACGAGACGGUCUGCUCGACUGUUUGUGCGGUGUAACAAGAAGUAAAGAAACACAGGAGAUUCUCAGGCAAUAAUGGGUGAUCAGCUGAAAUUCAACGUCAGACCGAGAGCUCGCCUAGAUGCCAAAUGGCUCAAGAUUGAUUUGCAACGAUUUCUGUGCCGAGAUGGAUUGGCCGAACUAUGGAACGAAAUGAUAAGAGACGGCGAGAUUGUUGGUGCCUUUAGCAAUGGAUUGAUGAAUGCGGCUGGUGUCAUUGCCAGAAAGGGAGAAACUGGACACUAUUAUUGUAAUUUAAAAAUUUUAUCGUGUACCUGUUGUGAUGGCAUAUGCGGUCCUCAAAAUGGAUGCAAUUGUGCAUCGUGUAAAAAGUUAGAUGACGAAGAGGGACUAUCUGUUAAUGUUAAUGAAACCCCUGUUCCUGCUCAAAAUACUAUAGACUCUUGGCUGUGGGGCUCGCAACCAACCUCAGCUGAGCUGACCUCAUGCAUCGAAGCAUUAAUCAAAGAACAAAGAAACCUAUGUCACGAAGUAGCAAAUAGUACUCUAUCAGCGAUUAGAUUAAGACAGCGCCUAGUUAUUGCUCACAGAUAUUUCACUGCCUUGUCUCGUUACGAGCCACAAGAAAUCAAAGAAUUGUCCACAGUACCAAAGACAUUUGUCAAAACACAAAAAAAGGUGAAACCUAGCGAAAAAGCAACUGCAGGCCUCGCACGAGUUGGUACGCGUGCUGCAUUGAACUUUUCCUUUGCAUAUCUGAAGAGAGCCUGGAGAUCGGGUGAAGACAUAGACUUUUGUAGUGAACUAUUAGUAGAAUCUUUGGAGGCAUUACAGUCGUUACCAGAAGCAACGUUGUACGACGAGAACAAUGUAUCACAAGUAUGGCUCGAGGUAGUCGACAGAUCAGCCAAAUUUUUACGUCAAGUUGUCACAGGCGAUGUGGUAUCGGGUAGGAUAUCCUACUGCGCGGUGCCGGUCGCGGACCAGCAGACGGCACUGUGCCUGCUCCUCGAGCUGGCCACGCAACGCGGCACACUGUCGAGCCUGCUCGACUCCGUGAUCCUGCUGCUGCAGCUGAGCGAGAAACCGAAGCAGCAGGACAAUCGAGUGAUGCCGCCGGGCAACACGGCGCCGCUCGUGCCGCUGCUGCUGCGUCUCAGCAAGAUCGAGGCGUCGAAGCAGCAGCGACUCAACGUCAACGAGCCGCCGGGCCCGUGCGAGGUCUUUCUGAAACACCUGCGCAUACCCGAGGACGAGACCAAGGUCGUGGAGCUGCGCAAGGCGGCGGUCAUCAUAAUGUGCCACCUGAGCAGGCUGGCCCAGCCGCUGCUGCCGCCCAUACCGGAUCUGCUGAGAUCCAAGACGCAGAGCUUCCAGGAGGUGCUGGCCUGGGGCAGCGUGCAGUUCGGCAACGGCAAUCCACCCUACUGCUGCGACUCCAUCGCCGACAUCGGGGUCAGGCAGCUGUACUGCACCGAGCGCGCCCUGCUCAUACUCUCCCUGAACGGCAAGGUCUACUCGAUGAGCUACGGCUCGGAGACGCAGUAUCCCCAGUACGUGUCGGGCUUCAGCGAGGAGAUAGUGAUGAUCGCGGCGCACCCGGACGGCAAGUACCAUCUGGCGCUGUCGGCGCGCGGCUACGUCUACUACUGGGGCACGGGCAACGACGCCGCGGGCCGACUCGGCCAGGGCAACGGCUUCUGCCCGGACGAGCCGCUGACCAUCGAGGAGCUGGCCGACAAGAACGUCGUGCAGAUCGCCUGCGGCAACACGUACUCCGCUGCGGUGACGGACGCCGGCGAGAUCUACACCUGGGGCCGGGCGAAUUACGGCCGACUGGGCCACGGCAACUUCGAGGACCUGAGCGUGCCUGCCCUCGUGAAGAACAUGGAGGGCCAGGUGGUGAAGCACGUCGCCUGCGGCGUCGGCAACUCGGGCACACUCUGCUGCACCCAGGACGGCACCGUGUACUCCUGGGGCGACGGCGACUACAGCAAGCUCGGCCGGGGCGGCAGCGAGGGCCUGCGUCUGCCCAAGGCCGUCGAGACCCUCAAGGGCUACAAGAUCGUCAAGGUGUUCCGGGGCGAUCAGUUCUCCGCGGCCCUCUCGGACGAGGGCGACAUCUUCACCUGGGGCAAGGGCGACAACUAUCGGCUCGGCCACGGCGACGAGAAGUACGUGCGCUACCCGAUGCUGGUGGUGGCGCUGCGCAAGAAGAGGGUCUGCGACCUGUCCGUAGGCAGCUCGCACGUGCUCGCCCUCACCGAGGACCAGCUGGUCUACGGCUGGGGCCGCAACGACGCCUGCCAGAUCGAUCCGAGCCUGCCGGUCAUCGUUUCGGAGCCCGCGCUCUGCCCGAGCCUCAGCGGCAAGGGCCUCGUCGGCCUGGUGUGUGGACCCACGCAGAGCUUCGCCUGGUCCAUGUUCUCGUGGUUCGUCGCGCCCCAGGUGGCCUUCAUCGUCGACGUCUGCGAGGAGAGCUUCAAGCUGCUGGACUGCCUGCUGGCUAAGUCGUGCGAGGGCCUGCCGGGCGCGCGUCCCCCCAAUCAGGACCGGGAGUGCCUCGUGGUGGCCGCCCUGAAUCUGCUGCGGCUGCAGCUGCACGCCAUGCUCACCCACAAUAUGGACGCGAACCAGGUGGGCCUCGGCUACGCCUAUCCGCUGCUCAACUCGCUGAAGCAGCGCUGCGUCUCGCUCGCGAGCCUGUCGGGCAUCACGGCGACGAUACAGGUGGCCGCGCAGGCCGUCCUGCAGACCGGCUGGAGCAUACUGCUGCCCACGGCCUACGAGCGCGCCAAAACGCUCUCGGGCUUUUUGCCCAACACCAGCGGCCUCGACGUGGGAGGAGGAGGAGGAGGAGGAGGUGGUUCGCCGUCGAGCGGCAGCAACAGCCGUGGUCAGCAGUUCAUGGCCGACCUGCUGGUCUCGAGCCUGAUGGCCGACGGUGGCUUGGAGCUGGCCCUCAAGAUAGCCAUCAAGACGGAGAUCUCGGACGGUUCGGACAGCAACAAAGACGCCAUGUCGGUGAUGAUGAUCAAUCAGGGCCGAGAGAGCGAGGGUCGCUACAACAUAUCUCUACUGCAGCUAGUCAAACAGUUGAUACGUAACGGCACCUACAUCACGCAGUCGCAGCUCAAGAACUUGCAGCAGCAACAGCAGCAUCAACAGCAACAGCAGCAGCAGCAGCGUCAGCAAUUCCAUCAACGAAACCAAGACAAUCGCCACAACAAGAUCAACAGCAACUCGCCGAGUCUGAAUCUGCUGCUGCGAUUCCAGAGGCUUCUGAUCGCCCAGAUGGUCGACUGCAUCAGGAAGAACGGCAGCGUCAAUUCCGAGUCGCAGGACCAGGAGAUGCUCGGCGUCGAGUCGCUGCUCAACAAGUUCAUCUGUCAGGUCUGCGCGCACGUCAACGAGACCCUGCCCGUGGCCAUACAGCUGGCCAGCGCGAGCGUCAAGCACUUCAUCGUGGUGGCCUCGGUGCUCAGGAACGACAUAGUCAGCCUGCUCUUGCCCGAGCUCGUCAUCAGUCUCAUACUGCUGCAGAUCGACUAUCCGAUGCUACUCGCCAAGAUGAACUGGAUGGAGGUGCUGUCGCCGAUUCUCGACGUUCUCGAUCAAUUCAAUCGUCUGGCGCCGACCAUCGAGAAAGACGACGCCGACGAUCUGUCCUGGCCCGGUAUCAUAGCCCCGCAGCACAGCAACAAACUUUUCAUACAGGACGAGCCGUCGCUCAUACGCUGGGCCGAUCUGGUCAAUCACAAUCGAGACGGCGGCUUCUGGGUCGUCGUCAAUAACAGCGUUUACGACGUUCAAGACAUAUCCGGCUACGACGCCACGUCCAUCGGAUGCAAUUCGGAGAGCCUGCAUCGCUUGAUCGGCCGCGAGGCGCGCCACGGCAUGACGGACUCGUGCUUCGUCGGCUUCUACUGUCAGCCCGAGCCCGAGAACACGCAGUUCAGCAUCGAGGUGACGGACCUGUGCGCGAGCCUGCUCGACACCGAGCGCGCCCUGAGCUUCGUGCUCGGCCUGCACGCCUGCCGGCUGCGCGAGAGCCUGAGCCUGCAGCCGGCCGAGGAGGAGGUCGGCCGCUGGCUCAAGUCCAGCUUCCUCAGCGGUGGCCUGCAGGUGCUCCAGCCGCCCAAUCCGUACGAGGAGGAGAAGGGCGAGGCGCGCAGCAACAACUCGACGGCCGCGAACUCGCCCACGGAGGCGCCCCUGGUGCCGGUCUGCUGCGGCGGCGCCAAGGACGAGCCGCAGCGCCUCCUACUGCUCGGCGACGAUCGGGCCCUCGCCUUCGUGCAGGCCCUCGCCGAGAGCUACAAGUGCGACAGCCACGUGCAGGCGUUCCUCGCCGUCGUCGAUCGCUACUACAAGUCCAACAAUCUGCUCUGCAACGCCAACUUCAACGGCGACCAUCCGGUGGAGGAGCUCGGCCGCCUCCUGCUGGCCGUGCUGAUCAAGCAUCUGGCGCUGGGCUGCCAGAUACUGGCGCUCGUCGAUCAGGAGCUGAGCGACGGCAACGCCAAACUGACCAAGCCCCUGGUGGACGUGGUCAAGGCCGUGUACCAGGCCAAGUGGGACCUCAUCAGAACGAGGCAGCAGCAGAAUCGCAGCUACAAGGAGGUCUGCACGCCCGUGCAGGAGAAGUGCCGCUUUCUGCUCUACGAGGUCAGAUCGGCCACGAGCUACGAGAUCAAGGGCCUCAAGGAUCUGAAGGUGCUGUACACGGUGCCGCGAUUCAAGGCCGCGGUGCAGCGCGUGAUGGCCGAUUUGAAACUGGCCGACUCGCCGAGCAAACCCGAGGACAUCGUCAACGCGUCCAUACAGAAUGCCAAAGCCAAGAACAGCGGUGUUGUCGGCGGCGUCGUCACUGGCAGUGGCAGCGGUAGCAAGAACAUCGACGACUUGGAGGACGAGAAAUCCGACGACGCGGAGAGCAUCGGCGUCGGCGGAACCGGCUGCGCGACCUCGACCAAACUCAACGACGUCAACGAGGAGGCCAGCAGCGGCGGCGUCGGCGUCGGCGGCGGCGGCAGCAACAGCAGCGUCUUAACGACCUGCAUGACCAACGUGCUGCGCCAGCUCACCGACAAGCUGAGGCGCAAGCCCCUGCUGCAGACGCCCUACAGCCUGCUGACGAGCAUCAUGGAGUUCGUGCUGGCCGAGGAGAGCGGCGGCGACGUCGAGUCGCUGCGACGCGCCAUGUACUGUCAAAUCCAGCGGGUGAAGAUGCGCGAGCAGGGCCUGCAGAUGAUACAGGAGCUGCUGGAGAAGGAUUACCUGAUCACCUCGGUCAAGUACUCGCUGCUGAACGGCUGGCUCGGUCUGGUGCACCACGAGCCGCGACACCUGAACAACAAGAGCGUCUCGCACUGCCUCGACGACAUACAGUCGGUGACGCCCUACCUGCGGCUCAAGGUGAUCCUCGACGAGGCCAAGGUGACCCUGUGGGCCAUCAAGACUCUGCGCGCCUACGUCAUACAGACCGAGCUGCCGAGCAAGUCCAGCAAGGCCAGCGGCAAGAGCAGCCUGAAUCAGGGCACCUACACCUGGCUGAGAAAGCUGCCGAGGGCCCGAUUCUUGCUGACGAUCUUCGGCAUGCUCACGACGCGCCAGGGUGCCAACGAGAUCGGCCUGCUCAUCAACUCGGGACUCCUGUCGAGCGUACUGACGCUCAUGCGUCAAAUCGGCCCGACCAAGAUCGGCCAUCAUCAUCACGAGAAGAGACGCGACAGUCGAUGCAAGGACAGCGGCGGCAGCGGCAGCCGCGUGCCGGCCAUCUACGAGGACGCCGUGCACAAGUGUCGACCGCCCUCGGUCACGGUGAGCGGCAUGGAGCUCGCGGCCCUCAUGAAGAUCGGCACGAAGGUCGUGCGAGGCGUCGACUGGAAGUGGGGCGAGCAAGACGGACCGCCGCCCGGCGAGGGCACCGUGAUCAACGAGCUCGGCGAGGACGGCUGGAUACGCGUCAAGUGGGACAACGGCUCCACCAACUCCUAUCGCAUGGGCAAGGAGGGCAAGUACGAUCUGAAGCUCGCCGAGCCGCCGGCCCCGCUCGAGAGCGACUCGGACAGCGACAUGGCGUCGCCGAGCGACACCCAGAGCGCCGCCGCGGCUUUGACCGCCAACGGCGUCUCCGCGGCCAAUCAUCAAUUAGGACACGAGCAGCAGCAGCAGCAGACAACGACGACGACAACGACGACGACGACGAUGGCGACGAAUCGCGAGGUGCAUCCGACGACGUAUCUGAAAAAUUCGUGCGUCACGCUGCUGCGCGUCAUCAUGCUGUCGUCGGCCAUCGAGGCCGAGCACAUCCAGCCGUCGGCCGUCAGGAUACUCUCGUCGGUGCUGCGUGGCGUCCUCGUCAACGCCAACAAGUCCGACUCGAGCCUGCAGACGCAGCUGGCCAAGGAGCACGAGGAGACCUGGGCCACGUUCGGCCUGAUACGCGUCAUAUCGAGCUCCGAGGCGCUCUGUCGCGCCCUCUGCACCCCCUGCUGGAUCAACUUUCUGCUGAGCGUGGUCGAGGACUCGUCCGAGGGCUUCGCCCGCUUGACCAAGCAGAUAAUGGCAGUGCGGCUGCUCGGCAACGUGCUGCCCCACUGGCCGCUCAACGAGUCCCAGGCCCUGCUGGACAAGGUCUUCUGUCUGCUCGGCCGCAUCGCCUAUCUCUGCGAGUCCGGCAACGAGCUGCACUCGAACAAGUGUCGCGUCUCGCUCACCGCGUCGCACGGCUCGACCCUCGCCGAGGAGCUGAUCGGCCUGCUGCGCAAUCUGCACGCGCUGCCCAACUGGAACUGCGUCAUCAAUCGGUAUCUGCUGCCGAAGCUGCGUAUGGCCGCGGAUCUGCUCAAGGACCCGGCCAACUUCAACACGCAGCUCAACGAGAACGGCAAGGAGAACAUCGCGAGCGUGCAGCAGUCCACGAUGGCGGCGCUCAUAGUCGUCGGUGGCCUCGACAGUCGGCCGAGAAUCGGAGCCACGGUCGAGGUGGACGGCUGCCAAGGCACCAUUUGCAAAUUCACUCGGCACUGCAAGCUCAGCGUGCAGCUGCACGAUUGCAAAGCUCGCAAAAAAGUCAACUUCUCCGAGUUCAAGAUGAAGAUCGACAAGUUUCACCUGGACCCGAGCUUGCUGGCGCCGGCGGCCCUCGACACGUGGGCGGCUCUGCUGCUCGGGCAGAACGCGACCGACAAGCGGCCCGGUGGCAUGCCCGUGAUCGCGGGUUUCGUCAACGCCUCAAUUCUGCGCGCCCAGCAGCAGCAGCUCGCCGCCCUGAACGCCAGCAAGAGCCUGAUCGAGUCGCAGACCAAGCUGCGCAGCGUGCUCAAGUGCCUGACCACGGACAACGACAAGGAUCGUCGCAGCCUGCUGCAGGAGCUGCUCGCCCGCGCCAUCAAGCCGCAGCCGCUCAAGCCGAUAUUCAAGCUGGAGGAGCUGGAGACCGCGGCUCUGGUGGUCAGCCAGUAUCUCGCCUCGGAGCUGAGACACUCGCCCAUUCACUGUUCGGGUAUCGACGGAUCCGAGCCCGUGACUCCGUGCUCGGAGGCGUCGGCCCCGUUCCCGAGCGCGGUCCAGCAGCAUCAUCGUCGGCCGAUUCGCACGCCUCGAGGCCGCGCCGCCGCCGCCGCCGAGAGCAGCAGCGGCAGCAACAAGUCCAUCGUGACGACGGCCAGCGCGCAUCUGCUCAGCCAGGUGACGGAGAUGGGCUUCGAUCGGCGCACCGUCGAGUUUGCCAUCAAGCAGCUGAGCGCCGUCGACGUGGUCACCGGCAGCGGCGUCGGCAGCCUGAAGCCCGAGACGGUGGUGGCCUGGCUGCUCGAGAACGCCGACAUCAAUCUGAGCGACGACGACAGCUCGACCAGCGUCGAGGACGCGCGCGAUUCCGACAAUUCCAUCAGCGAGGAUAACGAGGACGACGCGAUGAUGCUGCCCGAGGCCAGUGGUGGCGCUGGUGGUGGUGCUUGCAGCGGUAGCAGCGGCACGGGUGGAGGAGCAGGCGGCGCCAGCUCCGCGCCCGGCCCGAGCGGAAGCUCGUCGUCCCAGCCGUCCUACAUGAAGAGAUCGGAUUUCUUGUCGCUGGACGAGUACGCCAACUACGUGAAGGUCAACAUCAAGGAGGGCAUGCUGGUGAGAUGCUGCAAGACCUACGAGGAGGUCGAGUACGGCGACGUCGGCCAGGCCGUGAAGAUAGACGUGGAGGGCCUGCACGAUCUGAACGUGCAGGUGGCCUGGCAGCACAAGGGCGGCACCUACUGGGUCAGAUUCAUACACAUCGAGCUGCUGGGCAAUCCGCCGUCGCUGCCGCUGCCACCCGCGCUCAAGGUCGGCGACAAGGUGCGCGUCAAGCGCUCCGUCGCCGUGCCCAAGUACAAGUGGGGCUCGGUCAAUCAUCAGAGCGUCGGCGUCAUCACCUCGAUCAUGAACAACGACAAGGACGUGCUCUGCGACUUUCCGCAGCAGGUGAACUGGACGGGCUGCGCCAGCGAGAUGGAGCGCGUGCCGUCCUGCCAUCACUCGGUCUCGUGCAACUCGUGCGGCGUCUCGCCCAUCUCGGGGCCGCGCUUCAAGUGCAAGCCCUGCGACAAUUACAAUCUCUGCGAGAACUGCUUCUACACGAAGCGCGCCCAUCGCCACGGCUUCAAUCGCAUCCCGGAGCCGGGCUCGGCGGCCGUCUACGCGGGCAAGCCGGGCCGCUAUCAUCGCCAGGACCUGCUCGAGCCGUCCCUCAUCUACGACUGGUCCAAGUGCAUACGCACGCUGUCCGUGUCGACGAACGAGCGCUCCGCCACCCAUCUCGUCGACGGCAUGGGCACCUACUGGCAGAGCUGCGGCCCCAAGGGCUCGCACUGGAUACGCCUGGAGAUGCAUCCGGGCAUACACAUACACACGCUCAAGCUCAGCGUCAAUCCCAAGGACAGCAAUUACAUGCCCGCGCUCAUCGACAUCAACGUGGGCCGCACCUUCGACUCCAUGUGCCGGCUGUCGAGCGUCAACGUCGAGGAGCAGGCCUCGACCAUACUGCUGCUCCAGGAUCUGCAGUUCUAUCACGCCUGCAUCGAGAUCAAGAUCAAGCAGUGCCGCAACGAGGGCAUCGACUGCCGCAUACACGGACUGAAGAUCGUCGGCUACAAGAAGCCCAGCGACAAUCAGCUGGCCACGUCGAUAUCGUUUCUGGCCAGCGACUGGGAGGUCGUGCAGGAGCAGAUAUCGACGCCGCGAGCGAGCGACCAGCAGAUGGCGGCCGUCUUCGUCUGGGGCCUCAACGACAAGGAUCAACUGGGCGGACUGAAAGGCAGCAAGAUCAAAUUUCCCGUUUACAGCGAGGUCCUGUCCAAGCUCAAGCCCAUACACAUCGCCGGUGGCAGUAAAACUCUCUUCGUGGUGAGUCAGGAGGGCAAGCUCUACGCUUGCGGCGAAGGCACGAACGGCCGACUCGGCCUCGGCGACAACAACAACGUCAACGAGCCCAAGCCCAUACCGUUCCUUAGCCAGUACGUCAUCAAGAAGGUGGCGGUGCACUCGGGCGGCAAGCACGCGCUCGCUCUGACGCAGGACGGCAAGGUGUUCUCGUGGGGCGAGGGCGAGGACGGCAAGCUUGGCCACGGCAACAAGACGUCGAUCGACAAGCCGCGCCUGAUCGAGGCGCUCAAGUCGAAGCGCGUGCGCGACAUCGCCUGCGGCAGCGGACACUCCGCGGCCAUCACCAGCAACGGCGAGCUCUACACCUGGGGCCUGGGCGAGUACGGCCGGCUCGGCCACGGCGACACCACGACCCACCUGAAGCCCAAGCUCGUCGAGGCCCUCGUCGGCCAGAACAUCGUGCAGGUGGCCUGCGGCAGUCGCGACGCCCAGACCAUGGCGCUGACGGGCGACGGCGCCGUCUUCUCCUGGGGCGACGGCGACUUCGGCAAGCUCGGCCGCGGCGGCAGCGACGGCUGCUACACGCCCAAGCAGGUCGACCGGCUCAACGGCAUCGGCGUCACGCAGAUCGAGUGCGGCGCCCAGUUCUCGCUGGCCCUCACCAAGUACGGCGAGGUCUGGACCUGGGGCAAGGGCGACUACUUUCGGCUCGGCCACGGCAACGACCAGCACGUGCGCCGGCCGCUCAUCGUCGAGGGCCUGCGCGGCAAGAAGGUCGUGCACGUGGCCGUGGGCGCGCUCCACUGCCUCGCCGUGACGUCGGACGGCGAGGUCUACGCCUGGGGCGACAACGAUCACGGCCAGCAGGGCAACGGCACCACCACCGUCAAUCGCAAGCCCUCGCUCGUGCACAAUCUCGAGGACGCCAAAGUCAAUCGGGUGGCUUGCGGCUCGAGCCACAGCAUCGCCUGGGUGCUCACGGACCAGCCCAGCCUCGGCAAUCAGGAGCCCGUGGAAUUUCCCACGGCCAAAGAUCCAUUGGGCCAGGCUCUGCUUCAUUUCGCCCAGAGCAGCGAGGCCGGCAGCAGCAGCAACAGCAGCAGCAGCAGCACCGUCACCAGCAGCGGUGCUGGCGUUGGGGCUAGCGCGACCGCGACCGCCACGAUGACGACGACGAGCGGUACGGGCGCGAGCGCGGGUCACUCCGCCAACGGUAAAGCCGCGAGCAGAACUUCGUUGGCGCACAUAAUACUGUCGCUGGAGAGCAACGUGGCCAAGCAGCAAGCUCUGCAGCAUGUGCUCAACGCGCUGCAAAUCAUGCAAGCUCGUACGGCAGUCGUCACCGCUCUGCAGAGCCACAUAACGCACAGUUGCAGCAACGGCAGUAGCAACAGAUCUUCGCCGAUGAGACCAACCGCCGAUGAUAAAUUGAGCUCGAGCAUGGAGCAAGCCUCGUCGCGAUGGAUGAGCAACGACGUCAUCAGCGAGAUAGCCCAGGGCGGCGGAGAGUCCUUGGCCAACGUAUCCGAGGCUGCGGCCGUGACGAGUCCCCAAGCUACACCCGAGAGCGACAACGAAUUUCCCAUAACGUCGAGCUUUCCGAACUCCAACUCGAGAUCGGCGAGCAUAUCGUCGCGAGCCUCGAGGAUGUCCACGAGCAGCGCGAUGAGCGUCAUAGCCGCCACCUUUACGUCGAACGCGCAGGUGGUCGGCGAGGGCUCCACGAAUUCCGAUCACGAUCUCGACGAGUUCACAUCUCAGUUAACCGAGGAGGACGCGCGCAUGCUGAUGGAUCUGCUGAAGUUGGCCGUGGCGAAUCGCGUCUGCGACGGAGCCCGAGAAACCAUCUCGUCGGUACUGAUGGCACUGGGCAAGUCGAACGCGUCCAUCGGCAACACGCUGCUCGAGCUGUGCGUCACCGAGCUCGAGGACACGGUGGCCAACUCCAACUGCUCGAACAAGGGCCCCCAGGCGAUCGUCCAGGAGACGCCACAUCCGUACAUCGACGACACGACGCUGCAGGGCUACGUGAAGAUACCGGGCGCCGAGGCGCUGCGAGUCGAGUUCGAUCGGCAGUGCUCGACCGAGCGCAAGCACGAUCCGCUCACGAUCAUGGACGGCAACAAUCAGGUGGUGGCGGUGCGCUCGGGCCGCGACUGGAACGAGUGGUCGACGGACGUUCGCGUCGAGGGCGACGAGCUGCGCUGGCGCUUCACCGCCGACGGCUCGGUGAACGGCUGGGGCUGGCGCUUCACCGUCUACUCGACCUACGGCAAUCUCAGUCCCCAGGAGUCGGGCUCCGACCGCGCCGUGCUCUCGUCCACGUCGAUCGCCCUGGCCGAGUGCCUGCUGGACAACAAUCUGCCCAUGAUGCUGAGCCUCGAUCGGGGAAUAGUGCAGAGACUGGCCAGCGCUCUGUCCCAGUGCAGCCAGCUGAACAAUCUGAGCGCCCGCCAGCGCGUCUGGGCCCUGAAGAAGCUCCAGCUGAUCGUCCAGUGUCACUCCGUGAAGCCGCAAGUGACGCUCACCAGUUUGCUGGGUUCGUUGCCGCAGAUUCUGCUGAGGCAGUACGAAUACGAGGAUCCAGCCGUGAGGGGCGGCAAGCAGCUCAUGCACAGCGAUUUCUUCAAAACACUCGUCUCGCUCGCUUGCGAUCUGGAAUUAGACACGAUGCCGUACUGCGCCGAGAUCCACAAGUGGUCGUGGUUCCGACGUUACUGCCUGUCCGCGCGAGUCGCCAACUCCCUCAUCAAUCGAACACCCCUGCCGGCGGCCUUCUGCGUCGAGGUGUCGAAGCGCAUCAGCGAAAUGGUCUCGGACGACGUGGAGAACGUGGUCAGAGAGCACGAGAAUCACGCGCUCUUCAAGCAGGAGCACGACGAGACCCUUCUGCAGUGGUUCACGCGACGACCCGACGAUUGGACCCUGUCCUGGGACGGCUGCGGCGCCAUCUACGGCUGGGGUCACAACCACCGAGGCCAGCUGGGCGGUCUGGAGGGUGCCAAGGUCAAAUUGCCCCUGCCCUGCGAUAGCCUGUCGGCGCUGAGGCCCGUCCAGUUGGCCGGCGGCGAGCAGACCCUGUUCGCCGUGACGGCCGAUGGCAAAGUCUAUGCCACUGGUUACGGAGCACUAGGUAGACUCGGUAUCGGCGGUGUCGAAUCCGCGAUGGUGCCCACUCUACUCGAGUCGAUUCAGCACGUCUACAUCAAGAAGGUCGCGGUGAACUCCGGCGGCAAGCACUGCCUCGCUCUGAGCAGCGAGGGCCACGUUUAUUCCUGGGGCGAGGGCGAGGACGGCAAGCUCGGCCACGGCAACCGACUCACGUACGAUCGGCCCAAGCUCAUCGAGUCGCUGCUCGGCACCGAGAUCGUCGACAUAGCCUGUGGUGGGCAUCACAGCGCCGCCAUAUCCAGCGCCGGCUGGCUUUUCACUUGGGGCAAAGGUCGUUACGGGCGACUGGGUCACGGGGACAGCGACGAUCAGGUGAAGCCCACGAUCGUCACCGCUCUGCAAGGCUACAAGGUCAUCGACGUGGCCUGCGGCAGCGGCGACGCGCAAACCCUCUGCGUGACCGACGACGACAACGUCUGGAGCUGGGGCGACGGCGACUACGGCAAACUCGGCCGCGGCGGCAGCGACGGCUGCAAAGUGCCCAUGAAGAUCGAAUCGCUCGCCGGAUUGGGCGUGGUCAAGGUCGAGUGCGGCAGCCAAUUUUCCGUGGCGCUCACGCGAUCCGGAGCCGUCUACACCUGGGGCAAAGGCGAUUAUUACCGCUUGGGCCACGGCACCGACGAUCACGUGCGCCGCCCGAGAAAGGUCAACGCCCUGCAGGGACUGAAAAUCGUGUCGAUCGCCACGGGCUCGUUGCACUGCGUGGCGUGCUCCGACCAGGGCGAGGUCUACACCUGGGGCGACAACGACGAGGGCCAACUGGGCGACGGCACGACGAGGGCCCAGCAGAGUCCCAGGCUCGUGCUCGCGCUCCAGGGCAAGAACACCACGAGGGUGUCGUGCGGCAGCGCUCACACGCUGGCCUGGAGCACGACCAAGGCGCCCCACAGCCUGCCCGCGUCCGCGCCCAUGGAGUACGACGCCGUGAAGGAUCUUCCGUUUUCCGCGCUCUACAACAGGCUCAUACUGCUGCAUCACUUCGCGGAGCUGCUGUGUCCCACGCUGGCCAUGUUCCCGACGACGGGCCAGCUGGCUCUGCACAAACUGGCGCCCAUGCUGGUUUACAGUAUCAAAGAGGCGACGUUCAGAAAAGUCGUACAGUCGACCAUGGUCAGAGACAGACAGCACGGACCGAUCAUCGAACUCAGUAGAUUGCAAGUUAAGAAGAGUCGAGGAAAGGGCGGUUACGCUGGCCCGGAUGGAAUGAAAUCUGUAUUCGGACAGAUGGUCGCGAAAAUGUCGCUACUCACUCCAGAAGUUCUCUUCCUGCCACAUCGAGUGUGGAAAGUCAAAUUUGUUGGUGAGAGCGUGGACGAUUGCGGCGGUGGCUACAGCGAGAGCAUAGCCGAGAUGUGCGACGAGCUGCAAAACGGCUCGUUGCCUCUGUUGAUAGCGACUCCGAACGGCCGCGACGACAACGGCACGAAUCGCGACUGCUUCAUUCUCAAUCCCGCGGCGAAGUCGCCGCUGCACAUGCAGAUGUUCCAGUUCCUCGGCAUACUGAUGGGCGUGGCCAUACGCACGGGCAGCCCGUUGAGUCUGAAUCUGGCCGAGCCCGUGUGGAAGCAAUUGGCGGGUGUGCAGCUGACUCCCGCCGAUCUGACGGAGGUCGAUCGAGUUUACGUUCCGGGGCUGUUGUACAUCAGGGACAUGGAUCCGCAGGAGAAAAACUUCCAAAAUUUGGAGAUGCAUUUCUCGACACCCUCGGCCGCUGGAUACGACGUUCCCUUAUCCACCAAAUACCGAAAAAUAACACCGGAAAAUAGAAACGAAUACGUCAGGCUGGCUUUGAAUUAUCGUCUUCACGAGUUCGACGCACAGGUAGCUGCGGUGCGCGACGGCAUGUCCAAAGUCAUUCCCGUUCCGCUGCUCACCUUGUUCAGUGGUAGCGAGCUCGAGACGAUGGUGUGCGGCAGUCCUGACAUACCGAUUGAGAUGCUGAAGUCCGUUGCUACUUACAAAAGCAUUGAACCAACGUCUCCGAUAGUUCAAUGGUUCUGGGAAGUGAUGGAAGAGUUCACCAAUCAGGAGCGAUCGUUAUUUUUAAGAUUCGUUUGGGGCCGAACGCGUUUGCCUCGAACCAUCAACGAUUUUCGCGGUCGAGAUUUUGUCCUCCAGGUAAUGGACAAGUACAAUCCAGCCGACGCAUUUUUACCCGAGAGCUACACGUGCUUCUUCUUGCUGAAAUUACCACGCUACUCCUGCAAGAGCAUACUGCGAAAAAAACUGAAAUAUGCCAUACAUUUCUGCAAAAGCAUCGACAACGACGAUUACGCGCGAGUUCAGGCAGAGGCGACCUCGGAAAUCGACGACACAGAGAGCCUCAUGAGCGAGGAGCACACGUCGCUGUAGUUUAAUCAAUCCAGGCGACAAAGGUGAUGGAAUUUCGCGUGGAUUUAAAUUAAUAGAAGCAAAAUCGAGACACGAAAUUCUAAAAAAGAAAAACUUACCAAAAAAUAGAAAAAUACCGACUAGACUAACUACUUUACGAAUAGACUCAUAACGUAGCACAAAUGAUGGAGAAAUACGUAGCGAUUUGUGCGUAUAAAAAAGAAAAGAAAGAGAAUGGCAAUUAUUUUAAUCCGAUAAUUCGUGCGAUUUGUGAUUAUCAGAUUAUCAGAGACGAAAGAAACGUUAUUUUGUGCGACGCAUAAACUAAAAUGCGUCUAACACGAGGCUUGGAAGCGUCAUUUGUCGAUCUUUCGUAAGCCGCUUUGUGAUAUAUAUUCUUUUAAAAAGAGCUACAUACAAAUAUUAAUUACUAUUUUGUACGAUAACUUCUAUUCCUCUAAGCGCUAUUAACAUAUUAUUUAAGAAUUACGUUCGGUUAAUCAUUGAGAAUGUUGGGUUAACGAGCUUCGAUAUUUCAUGAGCUUUGUGAAAUUUAUAUGGAUUACAUUGAAUAUUAUAUUAAUUACGAAUGGCUGUGUGAAUGGGAAUCUGAGAAAAUAAGAAUUAUGUCUGAGUAAUGUCUUGUAAUAAAUGACAUUUACACCAAACCAAAAUAUUGUUCAGUUUGAUCUUUCAUAUGAUGAUGAUAAUGAUGCACUAGUGCUCUACUUUUUUACUUUUGAAAUGUUUUUAUUAUCUUUAAUCAUUCAGAUCUGUAUUGUAUUUUCUAUUUAGUUUGUAAAAACUUUGUUUACAUCGUCAAUUCACAAAUCAAAGAUAAAUGUUAUAAAUAAAUAAAUAAAUUUACUGAAAAUAAA
This is a messenger RNA of Trichogramma pretiosum, 16326 nucleotides long. It is a transcript of the gene HERC2, whose product is annotated as E3 ubiquitin-protein ligase HERC2. Gene Ontology annotation, molecular function: ubiquitin-protein transferase activity; zinc ion binding. The record is from RefSeq and is a predicted model, not a curated record. Gene Ontology annotation, biological process: protein ubiquitination. The transcript has 21 exons. Bases 659 to 15469 code for a protein of 4936 amino acids. NCBI's taxonomy places the organism in Eukaryota, Metazoa, Arthropoda, Insecta, Hymenoptera, Trichogrammatidae.